AUGCCCUCAGGUCCCGGCCAGUCUGGGCCUGGCAAGAAGAAUGCCGGCCUGCCCAAGCAAAGCCGUAAUUCGACGCCAGCGCCCGCCCCUGCGAGCCUCCCGCCGCAAGAGUUUUACGACCCGGACUAUCUCAAUACGAGGGUCAUUCUGUUCCAGAAUCUAAAAUACGAUGACCUAGUCGAUCAAGGCGCUUCCAAUGCCACCGUUCCCGAUUCCAAGAGCGUCGACGCCAUGCUCGACAAGCUCAAGAGCCUCGUCAACAUCAUGGAGAAGCGGUCCACUUUUUACGAUCGAGGCAUGCGCCACCUUGCGGAUGAGAGGAAGAAGCGACCCGACGACUACGACCACGUCGAGCCCGAGGGCAAACGGACAAAGCACAAAAGGAAGAAGGGCUCCGAGUCAUUGGCGCCCGGCGACGCUGACCAGUCGUCUCCGCUCCGGGACGCCAAGCGCAAGCAUUCGCGCGACGGCUCCGCCAGCUCUUCACUGUCGCCAAUCGCUGCAGCCUCUCCGUCUGCCAUGGACGUCGACAAGAAGAAGCCCAAAAAGGCCGAAAAGAAAGAAGAGUCGAGCUCCGAGGACGAGGGCGCGCCGCCGAGACGAGAGUUGCCCCAGUCGCAGACGUUUGGCGAGGAUCCAUCGACCUUCCCCGACCCCACCGUCUACGAGAUUAGAGACAUUCAACCCGGCAUGUCGGACGAGGAAAAGAAAACGAUUUACUCGGUGGCGUGCUAUCCCAGGAGCGACCUCGCCGAUCUGAUAGCGGGAGACCCGCCGGACAAGGACUUUAGCAGCGCCAAGCCGACCAGCCAAAUCAACUUUACCACGUUUUCGUCCUACAUCGAUCCCUAUUUUAGACCAUUCUCCGAGGAAGACCUGGCGUUUCUGCGGGAGCGGGGCGACCGCGUGACGCCGUUUGUGAUGCCCAAGCGUGGUAAGAGGCAUUACAGCGAGGUGUGGGCUGAGGAGGAUGGUGCCAUGUCGCUCGACUCGCCUCAGCAGGGACGCGAGAAGCUUCCGCCGAACCAGCCACGGGGCAGCAUCGAGAACAUGAACGACAGCGUGGGCGAGACGGACGGGCUGUCAAUCGGGCCCUUGGCAUCACGGCUACUGCAGAUACUACGGCCCGAGAGCCGCGCGCAGCUGCCCGAGGACAGGCCAGCGACGAACGGGACCACCAACGGCGACGUCAGCGUCAAUGGUGACGCCAACGGCGAUGAGCAGCCCAACGGCAACGGCGACGACAAGGGCCAUCGGCUUCCGCCAGCAACAUACAUGACCGAGUCGUCCAGCGAGGCGUGGAAAAAGGCAACGCAUCCCAAGCUCGAGUAUGCGCAAGUGGACGAGCGGCUUAAGCAGGAACUCCGACACAUCGGGUUCCUCCCGCAGGAGGGAUUCGAGGGCGACUACGAUGGGCACUUUGACGACGAGAUUGCGGGCCGGAUGCGGGUGCUGCAAGCGCGGCUCCGAGAGCAGGUUCUCAUCAACGGAGCGCGCAAGGCGCGGCUGAUGGAGCUGGUUCGAGAGCGGAUGGCGCAUCAGGAGUACCAGACAAUCCUGGAGGAUCUCGACUCGCAGGUGCAGGCGGCGUACCUGAAGCGCACGCGGACCAUGGGCAAGAGCAAGAAGACGAAGCGGCCGGGAGGGGCGGGCGGAGGCAGCCACAUGGCCGGAGGCGCGGCGGGGACGGCAAGACCGGGGAUUGGAGACUUGACCAGGACGCUGAUGGAGCGGCGGCGGCGGUGGAUCGACACUAUAGGAUCCGUGUUUGACGACGAGAGCCUGAACAAGGUGCCGCGUGUGGCGGAUGCGGACAGCUCGAUAUUCAGAAAGGACGACAUGGCGGCGCUGGUCAAGAAGGAAAAGGAGCUGUGGGACGACGAGGUGGAGGAGUGA
Hirsutella rhossiliensis is the source of this 1896-nucleotide messenger RNA. Its product is annotated as histone acetyltransferases subunit 3 domain-containing protein. Gene Ontology annotation, biological process: regulation of transcription by RNA polymerase II. Lineage: Eukaryota; Fungi; Ascomycota; Sordariomycetes; Hypocreales; Ophiocordycipitaceae. The coding region runs from base 1 to 1896 and encodes 631 amino acids. Gene Ontology annotation, cellular component: SAGA complex. The record is from RefSeq and is a predicted model, not a curated record. The transcript is spliced from 2 exons. Gene Ontology annotation, molecular function: transcription coactivator activity.